AUGGUAACAACCUUCAUCUAUAACCACACAUAUAUUGUGAGUCUCAUGAAAAAAUAUACAGGUGGUAGAGAUAUUGUUCAUCUUGGUGUUACCCGAUUUGCAACACAAUUUCUACAACUUCAAGCAAUUGUGAGACAAAAGGAAGGUCUUGAAAACAUGUUCAAUUCUGAAGAAUUUAGAAAAACAAAAUAUGGUAAAGAAAAGAAAGGACCGGGAUAUGAAGCAGGGACAAUUGUUAUGAGUAGGGACUUUUGGAGUAAGGCUAAUGAUGUAUUUAAAGUAUUUGAGCCAACUGUAAAAGUUUUGAGACUAGUUUAUGGUGAUGAGAAACUAACAAUGGGUUUCAUAUAUGAAGCCAUUGAUCGAGCAAAACAAGCAAUUCAACAAAAUUCUCGUUAUCAUUCCAAAUAUAAUGAUAUCAUUGACAAGCAUUGUAAAUUCAUGCAUUCUGAUCUUCAUUCUGCUGGUUAUUUUCUUAAUCCGCAAUUUCAAUAUGGAAUUGAACAUGGAAAAGUUGUGUAUAGAGAAACAUUUAAUGGAACAACUAAUCUAACACUUUUUAGAGAAAAGAGUGAAACUUUUUGUACACCUCUAGCUCAAAAAUCUUGGUCUAAAAUGGAUGCAGUCAAACAACCUCUGCCACAAACUGUGAGAGAAAUUGGAGUACAUUUAGCUAUAUCCACACAAAGACAAGAAAUAGAUUGA
Messenger RNA from Lathyrus oleraceus (garden pea), 705 nucleotides. RefSeq lists its product as uncharacterized. The record is from RefSeq and is a predicted model, not a curated record. NCBI's taxonomy places the organism in Eukaryota, Viridiplantae, Streptophyta, Magnoliopsida, Fabales, Fabaceae. The transcript has 4 exons. The coding region runs from base 1 to 705 and encodes 234 amino acids.